AACCAAUCACGAGUAACCUGGUCGUCGAAACGCCAGAGUUUUGAGUCCUUUAUCACAAAAUUCCCUGUGUGUAGAAUCAACUAAAGAACGGAGUGUUAAACUAAAAAUGAGUUUUAAGUAUUUUUCGCUUCAUGUAAACCUCGCGGGGGAAAGACACAUAAUGGUUAAUGGUAUUAACAACAAUUGAACAACUUGAAGUACAGUUGAACAAAGAAGCAAUACAAGUAUGGCUACCCGAGAGAUCCGACUGUACAGAGGAACCGUGGGCAAUGUUAAGCAGGAGCAGGACGAUGACUCUGAUGCGGAGGAAUCGCAUUUUGGAUUAAAGAAAUCUGAUGGCCGCGAAUCACAGAUCAUCCACAGUGGUCAUUUUAUGGUGUCUACUCCUCAUAUUGAACAUCCACCAAAGAAAGGUUACGACUUCGACACUGUUAAUAAACAAACUUGUCAGACGUACCAUUUUGGGAAGACGAGUACAUCGCAUCUCUCGAUCGACGCGUCCCUAACAAAACUGUUUGAAUGUAUGACUCUUGCAUACAGUGGGAGGCUUGUGUCCCCAAAAUGGAAGAACUUCAAGGGUCUCAAGCUUCUUUGGAGGGACAAAAUACGCCUCAACAAUGCCAUCUGGAGAGCCUGGUACAUACAAUAUGUGGAGAAGAGAGAGAACCCUGUCUGCCAUUUUGUUACACCUUUAGACGGGACCAUGGACUCCGGAGUACACCGGCCAGCAGAGGCAAUAGCUACUGAAGGAAAGUACUGGAAGAGACGAAUCGAGAUUGUUCUCAGAGAGUACCAUAAAUGGAGAACAUACUUCAAGAAAAGGUUACAGAAGCACAAAGAUGAUGACCUUUCCAGCCUUCUCAAGGGGGCAGAGGAGCAGUUCUCGCUAUUCGGGGAAGUGCAUCCCGACAUCGUCCGUCUCCCCUUCUGCCAGGACGAGGAGGUGGGGUUUGGCAUGCGCCGUGCCUCUCGGAAGAGCCGUGACUCUCCCAUUCCCAUGGAGAUGGACUUCCUCUUCGACAUGGACGUGCUUAUGUCUGAAUUCUCUGACACGCUCUUCUCCACGUUGGCCUCUCACCAGCCCCUGGCUUGGCCUAACCCCAGGGAGAUUGCACAUGCAGGUAAUGCAGACAUGAUCCAGCCAGGCCUGAUACCACUGCAGCCCAACCUCGACUUCAUGGACACGUUUGAGCCUCUGCAAGAUCUAUUUCACCCCCUGCGUCAGCCAGUAUACCCCUCCACCUCCCCCACAGCCCCAUCCACCACUCCCUUACCCAGUAGCAGCACUACAACGCAGACUACGCUGCUGUCGUCCAUGUCACUCCCCCCAGAACUGAGCUCCAUCCCAUUGUCUCCACUCUCCAGCUCUCCCUCCAUGUCCAAUCAAGGCAGCAUCGACUCUGUCAGCUCCUACCAGCAGAGCUACUUGCCUCUUUUCUCAGGACAGUUGUCGCCCCCCGUCUUGGCUCCGUCAGCCCCCCUGGCACCGGGGUCCCCUCACCUGCACUGUCAGCCCAUCACCACCCUCCCCCAGCCUGUCCUCGCUGGGCCUGCUCCCACCGUGGUCACGCAUGCCGCCCCUUCCCCAGUGACCCCCAGUGCGGCCGCCACCAGCGCCAGCCAGUCGAACUUUGCCCUUUCUCCGGCGCCCUCCUGUCAUGAUGCUCCUGUGGUGGGGCAGGUGCCCCCAGCCUGUGCCACAUUACCACCACAGCCUCAGAGCUUCGCCCAGCCCCGACCCAUCCAGCCGUCAAGCUCUAAGAAGACCCGACGACCCAUUGUCCCUGCCAACUCGGUUCCAUCACCUCGCUUCAUACUGGCAGCUCCCUUUCCUGUUCUCGUCACUCAAUCUGACGUUGUCCCGACUACCAGCGUGGUCAUCACUUCUCAUACCACCUCUACAAAUGUUCUUUUAGGACAACUAUUACAGAAACAGAAAUUUCCCCAGAUCAUUGUUCCCAAGGAGGAAACGGCCCCAUCUGCAUCCAAUAACAAGAGCCCAGCUCCAUCGCCCUGCUCAGCACGAGAUGGGCGAAACUCAGGUCAAGGGUCACCUUUAGGGGCAGAGCAGGUGCCUAGCCCUCAAUCUCCGCUUAGCAGCACCACGGGUCUGGCCAAAAAUGAGGCCAACCAGAGUCGGCGUGUGAACCACAUAUCAGCUGAGCAGAAAAGACGAUUCAACAUCAACGUGGGCUUCAAGACGCUCUGCAGCCUAGUUCCUACUCUCAAAUCACAGUCAAACAUCAGUAACGCUGUAACCCUUCAGAAGACAGUGGAGUACAUUGGAAAGCUGCAGCAGGAGAGACAACAGAUGCAGGAGGAAACAAGGCGGCUGCGUGAAGAAAUUGAGGAACUCAACGCAUCCAUAAAUUCAUGCCAGGAACAGCUGCCACCAACAGGUGUACCCAUUACACGCCAUCGCUUCGAUCAUAUGAAGGAGAAAUAUGAUGAAUAUGUGAAAAACCGAACUCUGCAAAACUGGAAGUUCUGGAUUUUUAGCAUCAUCAUUAAGCCUCUGUUUGAGUCCUUCAACGGGACCGUGUCAACCAGCAGCAAGAGUGAGCUGCGUGAGAGCACCAUGCAGUGGCUGGACCGCGACUGUGCCUUGCCUGUCCUCAGACCCAUGGUUUUACGGACGCUACGGCAGCUAAGCACCACGACUUCCAUCUUGACUGAUCCUGCACUUCUUCCGGAAGAAUCCAGGCAGGCCGUUAUUAGUUCCAAACUGCACUCUGCCGAGUCCUAGCCCUCGAUGUAACGCGGGACAGCUCUCUCAGGCCUAGUAGUUAUGGGGACGUUCUCAGGAGGCUGGGGAUGAACAUGGCAAUAACUUCACGUGCCUUGCUUAGGGGCUUUACUUGAACGUACUCCACAGUUAGCUUUUGAUUUUUAAGAUCUUAAGGGAAGUACUCUCCUUUGCUGCAUUCAGUGCUUUUAUUGCAAACCAUAUUUUUGGUUUAAACAGUGUUAACAGAACUGCAGUGGAUGUCAAGAAUUAUCUGGGGCUACCUGGAAUUUCUUUUAACGGGACAGUCAGUAUGUUUGGGAUGCUCAAGAUAUAGCUCAAAAGCUACAUGGAAGCAGCUGCCAGUUUGGACAUAAAUGCAUGUGAUUUUCAAAGUACAGACCAAAGGCAAAGGUUUUGUUUCUCACCCUAAAAGAUACAGUUGCACUUCAGCUCCAUAGCCCCCCCUCCCAACACACACACACUUUUUUGUUGUGUUUUCUAACUCCUCUCCUCUACAGCCUGAUGAACAAGCACUGUUUUUCAAUCUCCUGGACUGACGCUCCUCGGUCUUCCACCUUUUUGAUGCAUUUCCUGAGGUGCCGUUGUGUCAGAAGGCCACAGGUGUUGAAGAUUGAUUUUGUCUUUGCGCUGAAUGCAGUCCUUAUGUACAGCAGGGUAUCGGCAGUUUUACCAUCCACAACAGUUGCAAAUGAAUAUCCAAAAAAAAGUGCCUCACAGCAGGGGGGAAAGACAUGACUCGUAUGUGUGGCAUUCAAUUGGAUUUGAUCCUCAAGUGUUUCUUUCUAGCUGAACUGAUGAAAUGCUUGACUCAGCACUCUGGAAGAAUGCAUAUUAGAGAUGUUGAAGUCUAGUUUUUGAACUAUGUUAUUUCCAUUUGCAUGUGCUUUUCAACGGAAAGAUGUAUGAAAAAUAAAAACCGCAUAUUCAUCGUU
Molecule: messenger RNA, 3681 nt
Organism: Electrophorus electricus (electric eel)
Lineage: Eukaryota; Metazoa; Chordata; Actinopteri; Gymnotiformes; Gymnotidae
Gene: mlxip
Product: MLX interacting protein
Biological process (GO): regulation of transcription by RNA polymerase II
Cellular component (GO): nucleus
Molecular function (GO): DNA-binding transcription factor activity, RNA polymerase II-specific; RNA polymerase II cis-regulatory region sequence-specific DNA binding; protein dimerization activity
Source: RefSeq, a predicted model, not a curated record